AGAUGCAAUAAGGUGGAGAAAUAUACACAUGUUGCUGCAUUAAUUAAUUAAGAUAAUCCUUAAUACAAGCUCUUACCUCCACUUAACCUAUGAAUGUGUUUUAAGAUCUGGGUGUUGCUGUGGUGGUUGUUUUAUUAUAUUCGGCAGCAAUAUGGAGCUCUCAGUUUGUGCCUGUUUCUUUUGAAAAUUAUGGCAAGGAACUUUUUAGGAGCAGAUAGGAUGAAAAGUUUUCACAAUAUUAAGGAUUUAUCGCAGUGUGGCAUUAUAUACACCAGCACUGUGGAAUGUAUUGCGGGUGCCUAGAGAUCCUGCACUUAGAAUCUUUUUCUCAUAAUGAAAUUUUCUAUAGGACAUAAUCAUCAUCAUUAUUAUUCAUCUUUGAACUCGAGAGAAAAAAGUGAAAUGUUAUGAUGACAUUUAGCUAGCAUGAUUGAUACUAACCUAACUAAAAGAGAGAAAUGUAUCACUUCAGGCCUUACACAAAAAAGCUAUUUUCUUGAGGGAGAAUAGCUCAUUGAUGUGGCCAACAACUGCAGAAUUUGUUCUUGCCCCAUUGCCAACAAGCAAGCUAAUGAAUGAAGGAAUUGAGAAUAAAUAACCAGUAUUACAGAAGCUGUGAAAUGUGUCAGUGUCUAAUAUUAACAUAUUUGAAUAGCUUUCAGGUUUUAUACAUGGUCCAUCUCACUUUGUCACUUAGCUUUUAACAAAACCCUUGUGUUUACUAACACAAUUCUUUUAAUUUUAGUCACAGGUCAUCUCUAUAUCUUCAAAUUAUUAUAUUUCUUGAUAAAUUGUGCUAAAGAUUUAUAAAUAAUUCCAUUCUGCAAAAAUACAAAAGCUUGCUUGAAAUUCUGCUGGGCUUCCUACACAUGACCUUUAAAUAUAUUUUCUUCUUGGGGCAGAACAGAAUCUUGCUGGUAAUUCCAAGGAAGACCUCCCCUUAGUGUGUGUACAUCUGCCAGUAAAAACUAACAGUUAAGUUUUGAAACUUUCCAUCUAAGUAUGUACAGUAAUUACCAUUGGACAGACUAUACAGCUGUUUAAAAUAAUUACAGAUCAUUAAGAGUCCAUUAAAUUCAGAAAGUAAGAUAUAAAUAUAAAUUCAUUUUAUUUGGGAUUUAAUGAAGUACUUUCCCAGGUCACACAGAGAAUAUCCAGUUAUUUCCAUUCUUUCAUGCAGUUGUGCAAGAUUUGAAUCUGUGAGAAAAAUCUCAAAAGUUGCUAAAAAUAUUUUUAUCAGAAAUUUUAAAGAUUAAAAUUUAAGUAAGUGCAUUCUCAAAUUUGUUUAUGGACUGGUUUACAUGAAUUGACUCUAAAAUCAUGUUCAAAUGAGCUUGAAAUCUGGCCAAGGUUUCAAGGAAAUUGAAAUUGAAGCUGGGAAACCUCAGGAUAUAGGGUGUAUUUUUAGCUUGUUUCCUCAGACAGUAAUUUACAAGACAAAAGGUUAUAUCAUUUUUACAAUAUAUACAAGACUUUUAUUCUUUGUAAGUAAUUGGAGUUAUGCUCCUCACUAGACUGAAUUCAGACCUUGUCAAAUUUAUUCCCAGUUAAAUUGAUGGAACAAUUCCAUUCAUUCAUAUGAAUCAACCCCAGCCUGUAACACUAAGCAUUUGGGAUAAUAGCAGCAUAAGGGGAAAACUUAAAUGCAACAUGAUAGAUACCAAGCUAUAUCCAAAGGCAACUUCCUCCUUUAACCUUGGCAGAAGUUUAGUUUAUUUGUUUUUGUUUGUUUUAGUUAUAUUAAUCUGCUAGUAUAAUGGGAGUGGUCUUUCUAUGUUGAAAGCUUUUGUCAGAACCCAUAUCUAUCAUAUUUCAUACUUCCUUGUCUCUCCUUCUCUCGCUUCCCGAUUCCAUUCUCUUCUCUCCCUGGGUUCUGCCAUAUUCCUAGAGGGGAGGGAGGACAGAGCGUGGAUUUCUUGCCUUAGUUUCCUUUUUUGCUACCUGUAAAGGAAUCCCUCAGAUCCUGUCUAGUAUGCCUGCCAUCAGCUUCUCCUAAUAAAAGUUUCUUUUGGAAGAACUUGCUUCUCUGAGUUCUGCUUUCUUGGCAUGAAGUGUUGAGGUGGGUCCUGACAACUUUCUUUACAAUCACUAUGCAAUACAAACUUUGGUUAUGCUUACAGAACAUGGAUAUUGAAUUAACCAGUUUUUCUGGAUUUGCAGAAUACAUUAGACCAUAAAACAACUCAAUAAUCUUACAGAAUACUAAACCACAAAAAUCUAACCAGGUUUUAAACCAACCACACUUAAGUGUGAAUGUAAUUAUUAACUGACCUGGUCAAGUAUGAACUUUAAUACAAUAUACAAGAUUAUUUGAGAGAAGCAUAUAGUGCUCAUAAACUACCUUUUCACAAAUUCCCACAUAAGGGGAUAAUAUUAUUCAUAUAUAUUAUGGAGAGAGGCUACAUGUUUUUCCUUAGCUGUUUGUUAGUUUUGGAAUACCACUCUAAAGAGCCCUUUGAGUAUGGGGUACAGAGAUGGCAGAAAAUAUAUUCUAGGAUAACAUAUUGUGCAGGACAUCCUGGUUAUAAUAUGCGUUAUCUGGGUUUGCCUAGAAAUGUUUUGGGAGGCUCACUGAGCAGUCAGUAGGCAGAUAUUUUGAAAUAUAAAAUGGGUUUUCCUUUGACUUCUAAAUCAUUUUCCUGUCUUCUGUAUCUUGGCUUUGGGCUGUUCUCAAGUCCUUCUGGCAAUAUUUAUGGUGUUCUACAGGCCAUGUUCUGCUUAUUGAAACUCCCACUGAAGUCAAAAAGUCAAAUGGAAUAAAAGGAAUAAAAGUCUUGGACCUUGUAGGGUAAAACCUAUGAGGCUUCUCCCUUUAACUGGCGGGUAGAGUCAACAUAGAUUAAUGCAACAAUUUUGGAGAGUGAGGAAGAACCAGCCUUCUGAAAUCUGAUUUGAUGCAUAUCUUUGUAUACUCUUGUCUCUCCACCUCCUUUUGAAAUGUCAGUGUAGAUUCCCCCCCCCCCCAUUUGGCUGCUUCCAUAAUGGUCUGAAUUGCAAAGGAAGAACAAACUAAAGGCUAUCAACUCCAUGGUGCAUUAUCAGAAUUUUCUUUAAUCUCUCUCUUCUCUCUCCUUUUUUUUUCUCUCCUCUCUUUGUCUCUUUCACAUACAUACAUACAUAUACACAAACAUUUUUAAGAAAAAAUUUUUUGUCACAAAUUGUGGUGAUAUGAAUGAAAAAGACCAGCAAUCUCAUCUCAUUUAUUUGCAUCACUGAAGAUCAGCAUGCGAUGAAUCAAAUGCCGCUACAUUCAAUCUACAAAAUUAUGAUGAACUCAUUAUUCUAUUGAUUAGACUGGGAUCCCCAAAUUGAGUUAAUUGCAGCCAAUUUCUUGGUUUUGAUUUGGUUUGGAGGGUUGUUUUUUUUUUUGAGCAGAAGAAAGACAUGACAAUGGUUUCCUUCUCAAAUGUAAAGAAUGCUUCCAAGAAUCAGAUUUUUGAAAACGAUGUUAAUUUGACUGAGAUGACUACAUUUUACCAGCCUGGAUGGCAAAUUGUGCUUUGGGCCAUUGCCUACUUAUUGAUAAUCACAGCAUCGAUUGUGGGGAAUGCCACCAUCAUUUGGAUUAUCCUGUCCCAUCGACGAAUGAGAACAGUCACCAACUAUUUUAUUGUGAACUUGGCUCUUUCCGAUCUGCUUAUGAGUGCUCUAAACGCAGUUUUUAAUUUUAUUUAUGCCUGGCAUAAUAUCUGGUAUUUCGGCGAGGGAUUCUGCCGCUUUCAUAAUUUUGUUCCCAUUCCUGCAAUGUUUGUCAGCAUUUAUUCUAUGACUGCUAUCUCUGCAGAGAAGUAUGUGGCAAUCGUUUUCUUUCAAGCAAAACUUUCUUCAGCAAACACAAAAGGGAUCAUCGGAAUAAUCUGGCUGGUGGCUUGUGCACUAGCUUUUCCACAGUUCUUUUAUGCAAAAGUCAUCACUGAUCAUGGACUAACCAAAUGUGCUGUGAGCUGGCCACACAAUCACAGCCAAAGACAGCAGUUCACGUAUCACAUAGCAGUCAUUCUCUUGGUUUAUGUGCUGCCUCUCACUGUGAUGUUUGUCACAUACAGUGCAAUAGGAAUAAUUCUCUGGCAUAAUGAUGUUCCUGGAGAUCAUACUAACAUGGUGUACUAUCAACAUAAGAUUAUGGCCAAGAAAAAGCUGCUGAAGCUGCUGCCAUCGUUCAGCAAUGUCCAACCUGUAGCAAUCCCUCCCCCUACUUCAAGACCUCCAGUUUACUAUCGACGGCUUCCAGACCCCACGUGGAAAGGUCCUGCAGAGCUUAUUACCUGGGGGAGAGGCUACGCUGCGGUAGAUGAUCAUGGCAAAAUCAUUUGGACUCCAGCUCGCUGUGUUCGCCCUUAUUUGGUUCAAUCUCCACCAUCCUAACCAGACAUCAGAAGACCAUGGACCCUGGGCCCACAACUCUUUUAUGAAAGAUGUGCAGAAUAUUUCUCGUCUUUUGAACAAGACUGAGUGUUGGAUGUGCAUGCAUAUUCCAACCCUGGAGGAGGGGGGACUUUUUAUGCAUGCGGUGCCUUUUAAUACAACUGGUUGGAAACAAUUUCCCUGGUCUAGAGGGACCCUUUCCAAUGCUAUGGUGAAUUAUACGGUAUACACAAUAGGAAGCAGAAUCCAGGAAAAGGCAGCGUUUUGUUGGGAAUAUAAGAACACCGCUAAAACUCUGUUUUGGUAGGCAGAUACCCAUAUUGUGACAUCACAUUUCAACUUUCAAACAACAUGACUAGACCACAUCCCUUUAAGAAAAUUCCUCUUUUUGAAUCCCUUGAUGAUUUUUCUGAAUAUAUGUGUACCUAUCAAAUAACCGGAUGCUCGCUAUCAACAGGACGUCACCCCGGCAACACAGACACGAUGUCCACACUCUUCCUUUGCAGUAUUGUAAGAGCCAUGGUUCGCCAAACUGUGCAAAGCUCCAGCAUGACUACAAAUAUAUUAAGUAACGUCUGGAUGCUUUGUGGCCGGCGGGCAUAUCAACGUAUACCUCCACGGUGGUCCGGCCGUUGUACGUUGGGCUUUCUUGCUCCCUCAGUUUUUGUGUCAGAUCAGCCACCUUCAGCCGUUUGCACAAUCGAAGAGAUCUAGAAAAUGGCCUGGGAGGACCCGGCAGUACAGGAACACAAGUUGCACGAUCUAUAUUUCCAUCUCUGGGGGUAGCCAUGAAUUACAGAGACAUCUAUGCAUUAAAUAACUGGACUAGGCACAUGUUCAACGCUACCAUUCAGACUACCAAAUUGUUAAACAAGGAAGUGGCAGAAAUACGAGAGAUUGUUCUGCAAAAUCGUUAUGCUUUAGACAUUAUCCUUGCCUCGAAAGGAGGAGUAUGUGCCUUAAUCCAUUCUCAUUGUUGUGUUUAUAUCUCUGAUUAUAAAGCCAAUGUCACAGGUACCAUUGAGCAUAUGGAAGACAUGGUUCGUCAUAAUCCGUUACAAUCCAACGGAUCUGGUGCAAUAAACAUUUGGGAUGCCCUAUGGUCUUGGCUACCCGACGGAACCUGGCUGCGAUCAUUGGUUUCUGGUAUUAUAACUAUUGUGGUUAUUUUAGUUUUGAUAUGUUGUUGUAUUCAAUGUUUGCCCUCUUUGUUUAUGAUGUUUAAAAAUUUUUCCCUCAGGAACUGUCACCCAUCAACAGAUCAAUUUAGUAACUACACCUAUCACUGCAGUUCAGCUACCCUUGCUAACCAAACCGGCCUUCACCUUGCCAAGCGACACUGAGGAUGACUUCGUAUAAAGCGCUCCCUCCUUAUUUUUAAAUAAAACAGAAAAGGAGGAGAUGUUGGAGUUAUUGGAUUAUUUGGCCUGCUAGGUUGAGUCAUCAGCUGCAGUAGGCCAAGGUAUAAGGAAGUCGGAAGUAAAAAAGGUUGGGAGAAUACCAAGAAGUGCCGUGCGGUGCAAAGGAAGGUGUUUGGUGCUUUGUUGGUGCCGGGUGUAA
Crotalus tigris (Tiger rattlesnake) is the source of this 5925-nucleotide messenger RNA. It is a transcript of the gene TACR2, whose product is annotated as tachykinin receptor 2. Gene Ontology annotation, cellular component: sperm midpiece; plasma membrane. Lineage: Eukaryota; Metazoa; Chordata; Lepidosauria; Squamata; Viperidae. Gene Ontology annotation, molecular function: substance K receptor activity; nucleic acid binding. Gene Ontology annotation, biological process: positive regulation of flagellated sperm motility; G protein-coupled receptor signaling pathway. The record is from RefSeq and is a predicted model, not a curated record.